Molecule: messenger RNA, 2034 nt
Organism: Plodia interpunctella (Indianmeal moth)
Lineage: Eukaryota; Metazoa; Arthropoda; Insecta; Lepidoptera; Pyralidae
Exons: 7
Coding region: 294-1220 (308 amino acids)
Cellular component (GO): membrane
Molecular function (GO): phosphatidylinositol bisphosphate binding
Source: RefSeq, a predicted model, not a curated record
UUCAUUUUGGCUAAAUAGUACAAAUACACUUAUCCAAUUCUAUGAUUAUAACUUGAAUCUCAACAAAAACUGUAAGACAUAUGCCCAGUACGUUAUAGCUCAGUCAUCGUGCUCCCCAUUGUUUUCUACAUAGAUUUAGAAAGGGACCCCGCGCACGUCAGAGCCGCGACUGGCUUCGUAUGGCGGAUUAUCUGCGCACGCGCAGCGCAGUCCGCGGUUCGACGCUGCAUCGCACACCCGCGUACGCACAGGAAAAUUAGAUCGCUGCGUUGUCUUGUUUCUUGCUGGGAAAGAUGCCGACUCCGGACUACAGUGUGGAGUUAGAGCUUGGAGAGCCUCCCCCGGAGCUGAUGGAGUACGCUCGACAGCACUGCGGGGAAGACCCAAACACACGUCUGCGAGCCAUAGACGAGCUGCGCGAUAUGAUCUAUGAGCGCGGAGAGUGCACGCCUCAUCGCAUGGACGAUGAAUUUCUGCUAAGAUUCCUGCGCGCACGCAACUUUAUACCACAAAGGGCACAUCGUCUGAUGGUGAACUACUAUCAGUUUAAGGAAGACAACCCGGAUCUGUUCGAGAACGUGUUCCCCCUGGACUUGCGCUGCAUUGGCGACGCCAACGUGAUAGCUGUGCCCCCGUAUCGAGACCAGAACGGAAGACGGCUGAUACACUUCAGGAUUGGAUGCUGGGACCCCAAGUCAGUGCCAGUGGAGGAUAUAUUCAAAGCCACCAUUAUGGCACUAGAGCUCGGUAUGUUGGAGCAAAGGACGCAGAUUCUUGGAGGAGUCGCCAUCUUCGACUUGGAGGACAUCGGCACUCAGCACGCCUGGCAGAUCACCCCAUCCGUCGCUGCGAAGAUUGUCAAGCUCUUGGUUUCCAGCUUCCCGGCAAUCACCCACGCGAUCCACAUUAUCAACCACUCCUGGCUUUUCGACAAGAUCUACAGCAUGUUCAAGCCAUUCCUCACCGAGAGUAUGCGUUCAAAAAUAAUUUUCCAUGGAUAUGACGUCACUUCUCUGCACAAACACAUCCAUCCGGAUCAUCUCCCGGAGAGAUACGGUGGUAUCUGGCCUGAUUACUCUUACAUAAUUUGGUUGGAAUCGCUUAAGAAAAACUUCGUUGUUGCCAAGGAGGUGAUUUCUAGCGGGUAUAAAUUACGUGAAAAGGAAAUUUGCCCCGAAGUUGUGAGAAAACUGAAAGACGAAGGGAUAAAGUUAUCUUAAAAGUAGGGCACGAGCUCUCACAAAUAACGUUCGCUUAAUUUCGCCAGAUUUGGUUUAUUUGGCUUUAUGCGUGUAUGUAACCCACAAGUUUCUAAUUUCUCCCUAAUUUAGUGGUUACAAACAUUUUGUACAUCUAUUCAUAUUACUCGUACUUAUUGGGAUGGCUUAGCAGCGUAGCUUGCCGAUUUUGUAAUUUAAAAAUGUCACCGUCCCACCUUUAGUUGAUAAGAAAAUAUCUUUAGUCGCAAAAUAUUAGAAUCCGAAUAAGUCAAAUUUAUUUUAUCAAAAUAGCUGCAGGAAACUGACACAAAUUAGUUUUUAAACACAUCGAUUACAUUUGCCAGUAACUACUUAUUAAGCAUAGUUUAUAAGUAGCUGUAAGUACUAAUUUUAUUCUUACUAAUAAAUAAAAUUCGUCAAAAACCUGUGAUAAUAAAUCAAGUUCAAUGGAACAGAGUAAUCCCAUUUUUCUUCGAUUGCUUCACCAUACAUUAUGCUAGCUCGAUGUAAUUAGAUUAAAAUAUAUAUUUAAAUUUAAACAUGACAGAUAUUUAUUUUAAAGUUUACUUAUAACACCAAACUGCCUUAGAUUUUACAAAAUAUGGUCUCGAAAAUGCAAGAUGCACUAUAAUUACUGCACUAUAAUAUAUAUAAUAGGUUGUCUGUUAAUAAAUUUAGAAAAUAUAUUACGUACUUGCCUUAUUAGUAAUUUUUUAGAUAUAUUUUGAUAAUUAGAAUAUAUUAUAGAACGUUUUCGAGUUUGCUUUGUGAGUUACUUCACUUUUUCGAAUAAAUAAACUCAAUUGUUUUCAAA